This is a messenger RNA of Stereum hirsutum FP-91666 SS1, 1408 nucleotides long. RefSeq lists its product as uncharacterized. The transcript is spliced from 3 exons. The coding region runs from base 22 to 933 and encodes 303 amino acids. The record is from RefSeq and is a predicted model, not a curated record. NCBI's taxonomy places the organism in Eukaryota, Fungi, Basidiomycota, Agaricomycetes, Russulales, Stereaceae.
CACCAUCUAGCAGCGUUAACCAUGUUUCGCUGGUCCAGGACGGCUGCCCUUGCCAUCGCUUGCCUCGGCGUUCUCACCAACUUCGCCCUCGCGAUCCAGCUCUUCGCCCUCUGGCGCACAUUCAGGUCUGACACGGAGAGUGAGUGGGAGGGCUCAAUCGACCUCUGGGCCGUAAACGGAUUCAAGCUUGUCGGCAUUCUAUCUGCCGCCUACUUCGUCACUGCUGCUGCUGCCAGCAUCGCAGGGCUCGUAGGCAUAUUCAAGGGCAUUCCGACAUACGUUCGUUUCUAUCGCGAUUAUUCCAUCGCCGAUUUCUCCUUCACCACCAUCACAACACUCCUUGUUACAUAUGCCUCAUUCCGUUACUCCGCCGUCCGUGCUGGCGUCUGCGAGGAGAUUUCAAGACAUCCAGACUUCAUGAGGGAAAUGCAGGAGAUGGGCCUCAACCUAGAGAAUUGCGAGCAGUGGUUCGAGAGGGCUGUCGUCGCCUUCGUCGUUCUCAUGCUUAUUGUCAUAGUCGUUCGCCUUCAUUUCGUAUUGGCAAUCUCGCAUUACUACUCGCAGCUCACACGCCACCACGGCAGCAGUCUCCCAGUCUUCCUCAGGAGCCACCACAAGGACACCACUGGUCUCCAGCGCAUCUACCUUCUCCCAAGUCCGACAUCUGCAACCUCGUUCAAUACGCAGGGCACGCAGCCCGAGAUCGUAUACGCACCAGUUCCGCUGCGAGACCUCUCCGAGCAGGAUGCACGGGAGCUGAACGCUCGCGAAGCAUGGAUCCGUACAUCCUCUUCACCUCAGCCACCACGCACACACCGACACAGCCGGUCGCAUUCGCAUCCCCACCGGCAUCAUACAACAGGGCGGAUCGGCCUUCCCAUCCGCCCUAACGAGGGACUACUCCCUGGCCACGAGAAGAUCCUCAAAGAUUGAUUCUGCAACAACCGAUCUUUUCUCCUCUUUUCGAUGCCCUCGUUUUGUUAGCCAUUAGUUGCCCUCUGCGCUGUCGUCCUUGCUUGGUUGCUCAUCAUGUUUAUUUUUGUCACUGUGGCACCUCUUUUCCUUCUGCAGUCUAGUCUUGGCGUGGGUCUCUAUCUCUUUUUCUAUCUUUCGUUGUUUAGCAUAUCGUACUCGCUAUGUUAUUUGGUUGGGUCUCUUCUGCCUCUUCCAAACGUUUCUCUCCUGACGUCGACGUCCUGGUGGAGAAUCUGAUUCUGUCCUUACGCUCCUCCAUCCACCUACCCGCGCGCCCCCUUCAUCUUCUCCGUACCAGUACGAGAGGGUCACUUUCUCAUGGUCUAUCCAUCGUGUUGUAUUCUUCCUGGUCCACACCCCCUCAUACUUAGAACAUAGUCACGUACCGCAUGUCUUUUUAACCCGUAUAUGUGUUUGCAGCUUUGCUUUGUCG